Candoia aspera is the source of this 3936-nucleotide messenger RNA. It is a transcript of the gene AIP, whose product is annotated as aryl hydrocarbon receptor interacting protein. Gene Ontology annotation, molecular function: protein binding; peptidyl-prolyl cis-trans isomerase activity. The coding region runs from base 171 to 1163 and encodes 330 amino acids. The record is from RefSeq and is a predicted model, not a curated record. The transcript has 6 exons. Lineage: Eukaryota; Metazoa; Chordata; Lepidosauria; Squamata; Candoiidae.
CCUUAGAUCAAACGCUGCGCCCGAGUCUUUCCGAAAGUUCCCGAUAGCUAACGGAUGUAUCCGAGACCGGAUACGGGGAAAGACGAGUACAUCCGGAACAAGGCGAACGAAGUUCGGCAAUCCAAAACGCACGAAGACUACAUUGAAGCGGGAUCCGGUGAGAAGCUAUCAUGGCGGACCAGAUCGCGCAGCUCCGAGCGGAUGGGAUCCAGAAGCGGUUGGUGCAAGAAGGCCGGGGACCGACGCCUGAGUAUCAAGAUGGUACCAAGGUUACCUUCCACUAUCGCACAAUGCUUUGCAGUUCGGAUCAGAAAGUACUAGAUGAUAGUCGUACUCGGGACAAGCCUAUGGAGCUGAUCAUUGGCAAGAAAUUCAAGCUGCCUGUCUGGGAAACCAUCUUGCACAGCAUGCGGGAGGGCGAGGUGGCUGAAUUCUUGUGUGACACAAAGCAUGUGGUCUUAUAUCCGAUGGUGUCCAAGAGCCUGAGGAACAUCGCAGCUGGGAAAGAUCCACUGGAGGGACAGCGACAUUGCUGUGGCAUUGCCCAGAUGCACGAGCACCAUUCGCUGGGUUACCCAGACCUUGAUGAGCUCCAGCAGAACCCCCAGCCCCUCAUCUUUGCCAUUGAGGUGCUCAAGGUGGAAAGCCCUGGCACGUACCGGCAGGAUCCGUGGGCUAUGUCAGAUGAGGAGAAGAUGAAGGCUGUACCUCUGAUCCACCAGGAGGGCAAUGAGCUCUACAAGGAAGGCAAAGUACAGGAGGCUGCUGCCAAGUACUAUGACGCUAUUGCCUGCCUUAAGAACCUGCAGAUGAAGGAGCAGCCAGGAUCCCCAGACUGGAUCCAGCUGGACCAACAGAUCACUCCUUUAUUGUUGAAUUACUGCCAGUGCAAGCUGCUGAGUGAGGAGUACUAUGAGGUGCUGGAUCACUGCUCUUCCAUUCUCAACAAGUACGAAGAUAACGUCAAGGCCUACUUCAAGAGAGCCAAGGCUCAUGCCGCCGUCUGGAAUGCAGCUGAGGCUCAGGCUGACUUUGCCAAGGUUCUGCAGCUGGAUCCAUCGCUGGCCCCAGUGGUAACUCGGGAGCUUCGGAGCUUGGAGACCCGCCUGCGUGCAAAAGACGACGAGGACAAGGUCCGCUUCAAAGGCAUCUUCUCCCAGUAGUCACUGGACCGGCUGCUGAUGCUUUUGCUCAGGACAGCUCUGGCUUUCCUAUCGGAGCCCCGGGGUGAGGCUGUGUAAAUGACAUGUGUGGCUCCUUGUCAGGGCUAGUGUAUCCCCAUCCUCCAUACCGAUGUUGGAGGGAUCCAGCUUUUCUUGCCAACAAAGGCUGUGCUCUCUGUGCCAAUAGCACUAUUUGCAACUGCCAAAGUAUGUGAGAUACGGCAGGAAAGCCUUUCUGAUUCUCCAGGCCAAAGGUGGGAAGCGCACCCAGAAUGUGUCUGCCAGUUAGGUGUGUGCCUCUUUCUCCCAUGAUUAAUUUUUUCUCCUGUUCCUCUGCACAUGGUGCCUUUUGGUCAUCUGAGCACAAGGAAGGAAACUUUCUUCCUGGGCUGAUGCAUUAUGAAAGGGCUGGCAGAAGCUACUGUCUGAAGGGUUUGCUUUGGAUCAAGGCUUCUCUUCUCUUCCAUUCCCAAAUCUCCUUUCUGCUGCUGGAGGAAAGGCCAGGUGUAGGAGCAUCUGGUCUCUAGAAACAGCAGUGGCUUCCACGUCUGAGAUGUGGGCAAGAGAGAAGGGGGUUCCAGUAAUGACAAUGCUGAGAGGUGAUGGCCUCUUGAACGUCUUCCCUGCUCCCUCCCUCCCUCCCUCCCUCCCUCCCUAUGGAGUCAUGCAAGUACGUGCACAAUUUCAGUUAGACGUCCUUUCCCAACUCCUUGCUGCUGCUUGGCUGUGUGGGAUUAUACCCGGCAAUUCCGCCCUGCCCCUCUCCUUUAUAAAAGAAGCUUAUAGAGCAUCUCUGUGCAGGUUAAGAAGGGAACACAAAGCGUAUCAUAUUUGAGAGGAAAGACAGUAGCUCACGUCUGCAGUGAGGUGGCUGUGCUGGCAAGCUGUUCUCAGCUCACCCCUGAGUAAAGAAUCCUGUGCCAGCUGGGUGUGAGUUGAAGAGACACAGGUAGCUUGUCACCUUCCAGCCUUGGAUUGGUGCUGCUGCUGCAGUUUGCCUGCCAAGGGACUCCUGAGCCCAACAUUACUUGGGUUUGGUACAUAAGAGGGAGAGUGGCCUAGUGGAUGUUGCUUCCUAAUUAAAAUGGGCUGAAAUCUCCCCUUCCUUCUCUCUGUGGAAGCUGUAGGAGCAAAGGUGAUGUUAGCUCACCGCUCCCAUCUAUUUAUUGGAGCAGCGUAUUGUACUCCUACCCUCUCAAUAGCCUCUGGCUGCUUUGGAAAUCUCAGCCAUCAAGUCAUUGCUUCUUGAAUGCCAACUUUCCUUCCAUCAGUAGCAGUUACUGGCAAAGCAGCCCCGGGGCUUAGGUUUUGUGGCUGCUCCUCGUUCAAAAUGUGGCCUGUUCUGAAUGUUAUCCUUCAGUAGAGAGAGGGGGAAGGGGGCCUGCAGUCCCAAGCCCUUCAUACCUUUACAGAAACUGGGUCUCAACUUGGACUGCAUAGUGGUUGUCAGUGCCUCCCUCAAAAAGGAAAGCUCUGUUGCUGAGUUCCCCCAGGGGGUGCUAUGCACUGGCAGAACUGUGUGGGGAUUACCUUGCUGGAUUUAUCCCUGUGGAUGAGAAAAUCCCCACUACUGCGAGCUGGGGCCUCACUACUGUUUGUUUUUGAUGGUGCAGAGUAGUGGCUGAGAGUGAAGGUCCCACGCAAGAGUUAGGCUUCCUGGUUCCACUCCCCAUUCCCAAGUAAUGAAGAAUAGUGGUGUUUUGCUGUUGCUGCUGGGGGGGCGGUUACCUUUCAACCCCUCCCAGAAACAUUCUGUGGCAGCUUUUCGUUUAAGAUCAAAGACUGGUUGGUGUGUGUGUGUGUAUAUAUGGGUUGCAGCCAGGAGGCAGAGUGGAAAAUGUUUCUUCAUAAGACCAGAACAGGAAUGUGUCUGGGGAGUGUAGCCUUCCAUAACUGGGGGUUCUCUAGCUGAGUUUGGACUGCCUUUGGGAAUCGCAUCCUGAGGGCCCAGAUGAGGAAGCUGGGCUAUGCAGAGCAGGAUAGUAAUUUUUUUCUUCUUCCCUGGGGUGGAUGAGACUGAGAGCUGUUUCCUAUUGGCACCAGGACUGGGGUGUAAUGUUGUUUCCUUCCAUUCUGCCUCCUCAAAACUUCUACUGCCAAAGCCAUCUGCGAGUCUCUCCAGAUUAGCUAUAGAUCCACAAGCUUUCAAUUCAUCAAUUUUUAUUGCUAAAGUUGUUCAGAAUUUACAUCACCUUUUUUAAGGACCAUGAAUUUGAUCAUGUCUAUGUGUGUUUCUCCUGCUAAAUUGCAGGGGACUUCAUCAUGAUUUAAUUUUUACUUUUAUUUCAGAGGCCCCCCAAGUUCAGAUAAACUAAUCUCAAUCCAAUCCAUGGUUCCUUGGAAGAAAAUAGACCUGGUUUCCCUGUGCAUUUCCCAAGUGUUGGUAAAGCAAUGCAUUUGUUUAGCUAGCGCUGCUCUCCAGAUGUUAGUUCUUGGCUGCUGUUUGCUGUGCCUUUUUUGUGAGCUCUUGUAGAAUAAAAGGUAUGCUUCAAUAGCUUCUAGACCAGAGUUACCUGGCUGGGAUGAUGAUAUUGUUUGUGGGUGCAUCUUCACAACUAUAGGGAUGGCCAGUAAUGGAAACGAGAACCCAUGGCCAAAGUGUUUCUCUUGUGACUGAAGACCUCCACAUGCUAACAGAAGGUGACAUGUAACUGCCCAGUUCAAAUUAAAAGAAUAUUUUCCUCUUGGAUAUUAUCUGUAGGGCUGAGACUAUGUGGCUUCUUUAACAGUACGUUCCAUCUCUCCUCUUAAUAAACUAAUUUGUCUUGCUUGA